GGCGGGCCCGCGCGGAGACUUGGCGUUCUGGUUGCGGGGCAGCGCGGAGCUCCGCGCAGUUUUAGUUAUGAGUGACCAGCCAAUGCCAUCUAUGUUGGACCAAGGAUUAACAAAAACAUACCAGAUUCCUAUUGGUCAUCUGGACUACAAAUUCAUUGAGAAAUGCACAGAUGUGAAACACCUCGAAAAGAUUCUGAAGAUAUUAAGGUCUGGUGAGGAAGGGUAUUACCCCGAUCUCACAUUAUUUUGUGAAAAGCGCAUUGAAUGUUUAGCUCCUGGGAGCAGAGUCCUUCGAAAAGAUAAACCUGCAGCCACUGCGGCUGACUUUACAACUGAAGAAUGGGAAGAAAUAAAUGGUGAAAUUAAGAGCUGGAUGACAGAAAUGCAAGAAGAUUAUAAAAUACAGCUUCCUAAAACCCAAAUACUUCAUGAGAGACUGGACAAUUUGCCACCAGUUCGUGGUUCAGAUAGCUGUGUUCCUAUUGGCCAAAAUCAAGGUUCAGGAAAUAAACAAAGAAAGAAGAAGAAUAUACCACGGGAUUACAGGGAAUGGGACAAAUUUGAUGUGGAAAAAGAAUGUUCCAAAAUUGAUGAAUGCUAUGAAGAAAAUAAUUCAAAAUCAAGUCUUCUUACCAGUUCAAGUGGGCCCAAAAUUGAGACGACAAUAGAUAUAACAGGUAUGUCUCAGAGAGAGAAAUUCUUUAUUGCGAAUCGUGAAAAAGAAAAAGGUAAUGAAGCUUUUGCCACUGGGGACUACAAAGAAGCAGUGACAUAUUAUGCUCGGAGUAUAUCAGUAUUGCCAACUGCGGCUGCAUAUAACAACAAAGCUCAAGCAGAAAUCAAACUUAAGGACUGGCACAGUGCUUUGCAGGAUUGCGAGAAAGUAUUAGAUAUGGAGCCUGGCAACCUAAAAGCUCUUAUGCGCCAUGCCACUGCAAAUAAACAUCUACAGAAUUACCAGGCAGCUAUAGAGGAUUUGACCGAAGUAUUGUACAUUGAACCAGAAAAUGCAGUAGCCAAGAAAAAUCUGUUGGAAAUGGAACAGAAACUUAAAGAUAUAAAGCCUGUAUCCAAGACCCAUACUAAACGACAAAGAAUACUUAUUCAAGAUAUAGAGAACUCAAAUGGGAAAGAAGAAUGUGAAAGAGGCAGUGGAGAUAAAAAAACUGGUGUGCUAGUGCAGGAAGAGAUUGCAACUGAGAAGAGUGAAAUGGGGAAUGUACAAAAAAAGUUUACCAGCAAAGGAGAUGGCUGUAGGUCAGACGAUAAGGAGACACAGAAUCAGAGGGAGCAUCCUGAGAGUGGAGCAAAAAAAGGCAGAUCUGAAAACAGGACAUCUAAACAUUUACCAGAUCGAGAAGCUGAAGUUAAUGGCUAUUUGAACAACAAUAAAAAAAAGAGUGGGAACAGUAACAUUAAGGAGGAGAACCCCAGAUCGUGUGGGACAGUGUCUUCAUCUUCUGGAAAAAACAUUUCUACUUUGCUUCCUCCUACUGCAGCAAAACUAAAAAGUGAAGGAAAUGAGUUAUUUAAGAAUGGACAGUUUGGAGAGGCUGUGUUGAAAUACUCGGAGGCAAUUGAAAGUGCCGUCAAUUUAGGAGUGCAAAAUCCAGAUGAUUUAAGUAUCUUAUACUCAAACAGAGCAGCAUGUUACCUAAAAGAAGGCAACUGCAGUGACUGCAUUCAAGACUGUAACAGAGCUCUGGAACUUCAACCAUUUUCACUUAAACCUCUCCUGCGAAGAGCGAUGGCAUAUGAGUCCAUGGAGCGGUAUCGGCAAGCUUAUGUUGAUUUUAAAACAGUUCUACAGAUAGACAGUGGGAUCCAGGCAGCAAAUGACAGUGUUAAUAGAAUAACAAGAACUCUAAUAGAUCAGGAUGGUCCAAGUUGGAGGGAGAAGCUAUCACCAAUUCCAGUUGUCCCUGUUUCUGCUCAACAGCACAGAUGGGAUGGAGGAACCUUUACUUCAGAGACUAAGCAAAAGAGCGUCACAGAUGUCAGUGGAGAUAAACAGCUGCAGAUCAACAGUGAAAAAACUGAAGAGAGGUUCAGAAUCCUGAAGACUGAAGGGAAUGAAUUAGUAAAGAAGGGUAAAUAUAAUGAAGCUGUAAUAAAGUACAAUGAGUGCAUGAAGUUGAACUCCCAGGAGAGUGCUGUCUACACUAACAGAGCUCUCUGUCACCUGAAACUGUGUAAAUACGAAGAGGCUAAACAGGACUGUGAUCAUGUUCUUCAAAUAGAAGAUACUAAUAUUAAAGCAUUUUAUAGGCGAGCUCUAGCAUACAAAGGACUACAGAAUUACCAAGCCAGUGUUGAUGAUCUCAGAAAAGUACUUUGCAUAGAUCCUAAUGUUGCUGAAGCAAAGAAAGAACUAGAGGAAAUAACCCAAUUUCUUAACCCUAACCCUAAUGUCACAGCCAGCAGCCAACAAAAGCAAAGAAAGAAAAUCAAAAUUCAUGAGGUGACUGAGAGCAACAAACAGGAGAGCCAGGUCAGUACUUCAGAGGAUGCUAUGAUUAAUCACAUACCUGUUGAAGGAGGAGCAGAAAAGUGUGCACCAUUGAAAAGGUCUGAAAAACUGCUCAUUUCAGAACCAUCUACUGCCUAUGACUUCGGUCAGAGCAUAAAUGCUGUGAAUGCCCAGAAGGAUAAAGCAGCCUGUGCAGAUCUUCUAAUGAUCAUCAACCCCCCAAAAUUGCCAAUGCUGCUAAGUAACAAGCUAGAUGGGGAUACGUUUCUGAUCUUUAUCCAGGCACUGGAAUGCUAUAUACUUGGGAAAGAUCCUGGUCUUGUCUAUCAGCACCUUUUCUAUCUGAGUAAAGCAGAAAGGUUUAAGGUGGUGCUGACCCUUCUUAGCAAAAAUGAAAAAGAACAAGUUCGGCUUCUGUUUGAAUUGCUUUCAGAAAAGCAUAAUCAUCAGUUUUCAUCAGAAGACCUGGAGAGCCUUAAAAGGGUUUAUGAACUUUAAACAGAACUUGAUUUUACAAUUUUUUCUUGCUCCAUACGGCUGAGGGUAUGAAUGGAGGUAUGAACUGCAGAUUUGCAUGGGAAGAACUUGGUCUGUUAUCUGAAUUGUUCAGCUGCUGUAUUUUUUACAGUAUGUGCACAUCUAAUGUUUGCUGCUCUUUUGUCUUGUAGUUAUAUACAUUUUAACCCCAGUUGAGUUCUAAUGCAUGUCUGUAUUUAAUAACAUAGGUGAUAUUUGAGGAUAUGUUGAUUUAAUAAGAAUGUAUCAAUUAAAUGUAUAAAAAUAUCUUAAGUCCUACAAUAACUAUCAAGAGUUUUAGCUAUUCAUUUAUUAUAAGGUAGAUCAUAUUUUCUUGGGUAAAGGCAAGUCCUCAAGAUAAAUGGGUUAUUAGGGAUAAUGUUGCUGAAAUAAUUUUACAGAAGGUGUUAACUUUUUUCCCCCUGAUUUGUAAAGUAACUACUGUAUUACAUAUUUGUUCUCAUGGAAUGUACAAAAACAGUUAAAUAUUUUUUGUGCAAUACAGUUUAAAAGCAAACAUGAAUAAAAAUAGAUUAGUUUGUUA
Messenger RNA from Gavialis gangeticus (Gharial), 3530 nucleotides. RefSeq names its product sperm associated antigen 1 (gene SPAG1). Lineage: Eukaryota; Metazoa; Chordata; Crocodylia; Gavialidae. The record is from RefSeq and is a predicted model, not a curated record. Gene Ontology annotation, molecular function: heat shock protein binding. The coding region runs from base 68 to 2968 and encodes 966 amino acids. Gene Ontology annotation, cellular component: cytosol; mitochondrion. The transcript is spliced from 19 exons.